This is a messenger RNA of Apis florea (little honeybee), 1076 nucleotides long. RefSeq names its product thioredoxin-2. Lineage: Eukaryota; Metazoa; Arthropoda; Insecta; Hymenoptera; Apidae. The record is from RefSeq and is a predicted model, not a curated record. Gene Ontology annotation, molecular function: protein-disulfide reductase activity.
UAUACACCUCACUUUACCUUCGCCAUACUUGCAUCGAGUGACAUCAUUCUAUGGAACCCAAAUUUAAGAAAGAGAAAGAAAGUAAACGUGAAGGAGAACACGUUCACUACGUAAAGCGUAAGUCAGAGAAGGAAGAAUAGAACUACUGAGGAUUCAGAGCACAGCGCUCAGUCGUUAACGAAGCAUCGAAAUUGUUGGUUCGGUAGUACUUGUGGACAAGCUUAGAACGUAAUUCCUAAAAUAAAUAAAAAUGGUUUACCAAAUUAAGAAUGCCAGUGAUUUAAAAAAUCAGCUUGAAAAAGCUGGAGAUCAAUUGGUUGUAAUUGAUUUCUUUGCUAUGUGGUGUGGUCCAUGCAAAAUGAUUGGACCUAAAGUAGAAGAGUUAUCAAUGGGAAUGGAAGAUGUUAUUUUUUUGAAAGUUGAUGUAGAUGAAUGCGAAGAUAUUGCUGGUGAAUACGAAAUUACCAGUAUGCCUAUUGUUUUCAUCAAAAACAGCAAAGUGCUGGAAAACUUUUCUGGUGCUAAUUAUGAUAAACUUAAAAGCACAAUUCAGAAGCACAAAUAAAUAAAUAAUUUUAAUAAUAAAAAUAUUUUUAAACAGAAUUAUCUAUUAAUUAAUAUUAAUCAACAAAAAUGAUUAGCAAAAACUUCUUAUACUCUUAUACUCUUACCUCUCUUACUUAUUAAAAAUAAAGCCAUUUAUUAUUUGCAAAAUAAAGGUAAAAAAAUAUAUAAAUUUCUAUUAAUACAUUGUCAAUUUUAUUAUACAUAUUUUGUUUGCAAAAUAAAAUAUAAUCAGCUUAUAAAAAUAUGCAUCAAUAUUUUUUAUCUUAUUAUCUAAUAAUGUAAAAAAUUAAUUAUUAAAUUUAUUUAUAUAUUUAUAUAAUUGCAUAUAAUUAUAACUAGUACAUUAUUAAAUAUAGGAUUAUUGAUAUUUAAUACAUUUAUACAAUUGCACCGUUCUCUUGUUUAUGUAUUUUCACUAAUAAUGAACAUAUUCCAGUACCAGAUUUGCAAGGUUGACCUAACAUUAAUCGACUAGAAGGAGAUUCCAAAUUAUCUCGUUUUCCUAUAAA